ACGGAAGUACGGACAGUCUGCCACCUAGCCGGCCUGCGCCUGGCGGCUUCCCCUCCCCAGGCUCAUCAACUAUGUGUGUGCUGUGGCUCCUCGCGGCUCUGCUGGCCAUUGGCCAGGCCCUACCCUUUGAACAGAAAGGCUUCUGGGACUUCGCCCUAGACGAUGGGCUGCUCAUGAUGAACGAUGAAGAGGCAUCGGGUGCCGACACGACCUCAGGAGUGCCAGACCAGGAUGCCGUCACGCCCACUUUCAGUGCUAUGUGUCCCUUCGGGUGUCACUGCCAUCUGCGGGUCGUUCAGUGUUCUGACCUGGGUCUGAAGACUGUGCCCAAGGAGGUGUCGCCUGACACCACGCUGUUGGACCUGCAGAACAACGACAUCACUGAGCUGCGCAAGGAUGACUUCAAGGGCCUGCAGCACCUCUACGCCCUUGUCCUGGUGAACAACAAAAUCACCAAGAUCCAUGAGAAGGCCUUCAGCCCCCUGCGGAAGCUGCAGAAGCUCUACAUCUCCAAGAACCACCUGGUGGAGAUUCCACCCAACCUUCCCAACUCACUGGUAGAGCUGCGCAUACAUGACAACCGCAUCCGCAAGGUGCCCAAGGGCGUGUUCAGUGGGCUCCGCAACAUGAACUGCAUCGAGAUGGGCGGGAACCCCCUUGAGAACAGUGGCUUUGAACCCGGAGCCUUUGAUGGCCUGAAGCUCAACUACCUGCGCAUCUCGGAGGCCAAGCUCACUGGCAUUCCCAAAGAUCUUCCCGAGACCCUGAAUGAACUGCAUCUGGACCACAAUAAAAUUCAAGCAAUCGAGCUGGAGGAUCUGCUCCGCUACUCCAAGCUGUACAGGCUGGGCCUGGGCCACAACCAGAUCCGGAUGAUUGAGAAUGGGAGCCUGAGCUUCCUGCCAACCCUACGGGAGCUGCACCUGGACAACAACAAGCUGUCGAGGGUGCCCGCCGGGCUGCCCGAUCUGAAGCUCCUCCAGGUGGUCUACCUGCACUCCAACAACAUCACCAAGGUGGGUGUGAACGACUUCUGUCCUGUGGGCUUCGGAGUCAAGCGGGCCUACUACAACGGCAUCAGCCUUUUCAACAACCCUGUGCCCUACUGGGAGGUGCAGCCAGCCACCUUCCGCUGUGUCACUGACCGCCUGGCCAUCCAAUUUGGCAACUACAAGAAGUAGAUGCAGCGCUACCUGCCAUGCUGCCUGCAGUAAGGGUCUCUGCCAGAGGAAGCAAAGCAAGGGAGCCCUGCCUGGCUGUACCCCACCUGAGGACCCCAUUCACCACCCUAACGUGCCUCUCCCCAGCCCCUCCUCCUGCGAGUAGCCACAGGUACAGCCCCCAUCGUCCGCACCCUCGGCCUCCCGACUGUCUCGGCUCAGCCACCACAGCCACUCAGAUGCACCCCUGCCAGCUUUCUUCCCUCACAUUCCAAAAAUCCACCUGGCCCAGGCUACAGUCCUAGGGAAAUGGCCCAUGGCCUAUGAGGCCAAGGCAGGUAGGGGUUGAAGGACUCUGCUGAGGCCUCCAAACUCGGGCAGGCAUGGCUUCCUCCUCAUCAGCUCCUUCCAUGUGUCUUUUAAGUUACUGGGCCCAUUGCCCCUCGGCCUUUCCGUGUUAGGCACCUUGCUCUGUUGGCCCCUAGAACAGUCUGUCUGUCUGUUUCUCUGUCUCUGUCUCUCUCUCUCUCUCUCUCACACACACACACACACACACACACGCACACACACACAUCCUGACUCUGUGCCUUAGGUUGACUCUGUCUCUGUCUUUCUGCCCAGCCCUGUCUUAGUCAAUCUGGGGGCAACUGCCCCUCCUGGCCUGCCCUACCCAGGCCUUGCCACCAGCCCAGAUGGUCCUGGAAGAGGUGAGCAGGUGAGGCCCUGCAUCCGUGAGCUUUAGAGCAGCUUGUGCUCCACACAUUCAAAAGGGAGCCUUUCUCCUGUCAGCUGCAGAGCCUCCUGGGCUGCACCUGAGACACAAGCGGGACCUCCAUCA
Molecule: messenger RNA, 1998 nt
Organism: Ochotona curzoniae (black-lipped pika)
Lineage: Eukaryota; Metazoa; Chordata; Mammalia; Lagomorpha; Ochotonidae
Gene: BGN
Product: biglycan
Exons: 8
Coding region: 72-1181 (369 amino acids)
Molecular function (GO): protein binding
Source: RefSeq, a predicted model, not a curated record